This is a messenger RNA of Lodderomyces orthopsilosis Co 90-125, 1785 nucleotides long. It is a transcript of the gene HMI1, whose product is annotated as ATP-dependent 3'-5' DNA helicase. Gene Ontology annotation, biological process: recombinational repair. Gene Ontology annotation, molecular function: 3'-5' DNA helicase activity; ATP binding; hydrolase activity. The transcript has a single exon. NCBI's taxonomy places the organism in Eukaryota, Fungi, Ascomycota, Pichiomycetes, Serinales, Debaryomycetaceae. Gene Ontology annotation, cellular component: nucleus. Bases 1 to 1785 code for a protein of 594 amino acids. The record is from RefSeq and is a predicted model, not a curated record.
AUGUUAACACCGAGCCAACAAGAGGCGGUGGAAUAUGACUACAGCCCUGGUACAAUUUUAUCAAUACAGAGUGGCCCAGGAUGUGGUAAAACGUGGACAUUGAUAAAUAGAAUCAAGCGGUUGCUAGAAGAAGGUGUAAAACCGCUGGAAAUAAUUGUCUUGUCUAUGACAAACCGAACGGUGAACUUGUUAAAAAAGGCAUUACUCGAUAGUAUGAAGGAUGAAGUGGCUCAGAAUGUGGUUAUCAAGACAUUUCACUCUUUUGCUGCCCAGAUUUUUGACGACAAUUUUGAGAAAUACUUUCCCGGUCGGCCUCCUAAUAGUGUCGUUGAUGACUCCACCUGGAAAUCCUUUGCCAAGUUUUUCAGUGCCAGAUAUAAGGAUUUAGAUGCUGCUGUGCUUGCAGUCAAGUUUGGUGAACUGAUUGAUCUGGUUGCUUUGAAAUAUGCGAUCUCGAGGGAUCAGUUGAGGCGAACUUUGGAAUAUCUUGAAGAUAAUGGCAUGAUUCGAUUCCACGGAUUAAUUACUAGUGCGUUUGAGAUUUUCAAAAAGUCAAGAGGAGAGUUGCAUUUGGCGGACGCAAAGGUUCUCAUUAUAGAUGAGUUUCAAGACAUGCAGCCGAUUCUUUUGGAGUUUAUUAAACAGAUUGCUGUUUAUGGAGGGAAAAAGCAUGUUACCCUAGCUGGUGAUAAAAAUCAGUGCAUCUAUGAUUUUUUAGGAUCACGUCCUGGAAUUACAAAAGAGUUUAUUGAUGAGUUGAAAUUCAAGCACAAGGAAAUCGUUUUAAAAGAGACGUUUCGAUUGAGCCCUGAAAUUUUAGCGUUGGCUGAUGAAGUUAUACCUUCAGAUUUGGAAAGUGCAAAACGAGAGGGCGUAGCGCCUAUACGACAGGGUGACCUAUGUACAGAUAUUGUUGAGCUAGUUGCAAUCUCAGGAGGAUUAAUCAAGUUUUCCGACAUCAUUAUCCUUACAUUUACCAACAGAGAGGUGGACGAGUUUGCGGAGGAAUUGACAACCGGAUAUGGAAUAAAGUGUAAUAAAUUUAACGGCAAUAGCUGGAUCAACUCGAAAUUGCACAUUUAUUUGGAUUUUCUACACAUUCUUAGGAGGAGCUAUGGAUCCGAUUUUGCCCUCUUGUUUGUGUUGGAGAAAUUGGGAGUGAAAAGUUUAAAGGAAUUGUUUGCAAAGUACAAUGAGUGGAACUGUAGUAAGAAGAACAGGUUGGAGGAUUAUUUGAGGGAAAACAGUGAAAACAGUGCUAUCAAAGACUUUCUCUACUUGGUUGAGAACGAGAGGAUAGGGUUGGACACGCCUAUUUCAAUCUUGUCAUCUUUGGGUCGGAUCAGCAUACAAACAGGAUUAAUUGGUGCUGUCAAAGAAGAUGAGUUGAGCUCAUUCUAUUCCUCGUUGAGGGUAUCGUAUAGGAGUUAUCUAAGUGAUGCUAAAGGUUCAUUUUUAGAUUACUUUUUGAAGCAUUAUUACGAUGACGAUCCGGUAUUUGACGAGGAUAGUGUCAAUGUGUCUACCAUCCACAAGGCUAAAGGGUUGGAAUUCCCAGUUGUCUUUAUACCAAACUUUUCAAGAUUACCAAAGUCCAGGUUAAAGUACGUUGCAAUAACCAGAACCAAGUGUUUACUAUAUGUGGGUAAGGAGACAUUUGACAAGCAAGAGAUUAAUGAGAGAAUUGUAGAGACUAUCGCACGAGAUUUGAAAAGAGUUCCAAAUGCAAUCAAAAUGAAAGCGGGUAGACAGUUUUUCAAUCUAUACAAGAAAGCACUAAGCUAA